CUUCGUUCUUCUCUUGCGACAUCACAGUGAUCACACAUCCAGGUGAUCAAACUUUACAGCACGGCUACUUCUGAUUUUGAUUUUGAACUAACCAUGGUAAAUUUCUUAAACCGUAGAACUAAAAACUGUAAAAAAACUGUUUAUCGUGAAUUACCGUGGAUCGGAACAGACAAUCCGUCUAAUUGCCAGUUGUUUAGCUGUGUGCGAAUUGCGAUGCGUUCUGAAUGAGAAGCAUUUCUUAAAAUUCCGUUUCCUUCGCCAUGCCGAAAAAUCUCCGCCGUUUCGCGGGCCGUAAUCCGAAGAUAUCCCAUGUCGAAGAUGCGAUGCACACUGCGGACGAUAGCGAUCGCGAGACCGAACAGGAUGCCCCACGCAUCGCAGCGCCUCGACAAAUGUCCAGGAAACAGCAGCGUAAAGUCGAUCGUAAAAUGAAGAAGGCCAAGAAGAAUGCGUGGUAUACGCACCAAACGGCGGAUGAGCCCGUACCAAAGAAACAGCAGCGAAACCCCGAUAAACAACCGGAACGGAAGGCCGUCAAGCGUAAAGCUCCCGAUGAUGCUGAUGACGUUGUGGAGAAACGAAAAGCGCAAGCCAAACAACGAAAGCAUGAACAGAUGGUGGAGAAGCUGAAAGAAGACAACGAGAAGGAGGAUAAACUGCUGAAGCAGUUGGAGAAGAAGCUGGGCUUGAAAAAACGCAAGUCGAAAGCGUUGCCGACUUCGUUCGCUGAUGAGGGACUUGAUUACUUGCUGGAAGUGUUGGAGAAUCCGAAAAGCGAGAUGGAACUGGAAGCACCGGAAGGCGAUGACUCCGAGGCAGAAUUUCCACAUGACCAGCUGUUGGGCAACGACGACGAUGAUGAGGAUGAGGCUCCAUUAGAAAUCCCUUCGAACAAGGCCUCCACCCAGAAUCCCAAAGGAAUCUUGAAAAAACCGAAAUCUCUCCAUCCCGUCGCGGAGACUAUCUUGGAAAAUUUUGAAGACAGUGAUUCUGCUGACAUAUUCAGCAAUGCCGACGAAGGUGACAAGCACGAUGAUGAUGAAGACGAAGAAUUCGAUGACGACGGCGACGGUGAUCUUGACGGUGCAGACGAAGAAUUUGAUGAGGAUGGUGGGGAAUAUUCCAGUGACAACGACAAAACUGCGGAAGGUGCAGUGGAAAAUAGCGAUGAAAAGGAUGGAGAUGGAACAUGGGAGGAUAUUUACGGGCGCUUUCGGGAUAAACAAGGCAAUGUUAUAACGGAGAAGGCCGUGGGGAAGUACAUCCCGCCGGGAUUGAAAGCGGCGGCUAGCGGUGAUGACGGGAAGAUGGAGCGGCUGACCAAACAGUUGAAGGGCCUGCUCAACCGUUUAACCGAAGCGAAUAUGGCUAAUAUAGUGGCGCAGGUGGAAACGCUCUUCACGACGUACAGCCGGCAUGAAAUGAAUUCCACAUUGGUCAAACUCGUUCUCAGCAGUUGCGUGCAGUCCAGCCUGAUGCCAAAGCGGUUGGGACUGGAGUACGGGAUGUUUCUCGGAUUGCUGUAUCAGAAUGUAGGCCAAGAAACCGGUGCUUUCUUCGUUGAGCAGUUGUUGUGCGCUUACGACGAACUCGUGGCUGCCAACGCACAUCAGUCGGUGGAUGAAUUUGAUAAGCGACUGGACAAUGUGGUUGUGUUAUGGUGCCAUUUGUUCAAUUUCAAAAUUGUCCAUUCAGCUAUGAUAUUCGAUUUACUGGAGGAGUUCACCGCUCGUUUCGAGGAGAAAGAUAUCGACAUGAUUCUGAUUAUACUGCGUGAAGUUGGAUUUUCUCUGCGGAAAGCGGAUCCGGCUGCGUUGAAGGAUUCUUUGGCUACAAUUCAAUUAAAAGCCAACGAAAUGUUAAACCAAAAACGAACUGCCGGUUCCCGUUUGACGUUCAUGUUGGACAUCCUGACGGCCAUCCGCAACAACAACAUGCGCAAAAUCCCCAAUUACGACCCCUCGGAACUGGAGCACCUGUCCAAGGUGUACCGGGCAUUACUGCGGAAAGGACAAGCGGUGGAAGCCGAACUGAAGAUCUCCUUGAAUGAUCUGCGUUCCGCCAAGGAUCGCGGCAAAUGGUGGGUGGUGGGGGCGGCCUGGCAGCAGCCGGAGCUGGCGCCCAUGGAGAAGCGGACCGUGGGCAGUGAUCCGGUGUCGCUGGCCGUGGGAACGGCCAGUGCGCGGCUGCUGGAAUUGGCCAGCAAGCAGCGCAUGAAUACGGAUGUGCGGAAGGCGAUAUUCUGCGCGAUCAUGGGUGCUGAGGACUUUAGCGACGCAUUUGAGCGCAUCGUGAAACUGAAUUUAAAAAGCGCCCAGGAAGCCGAAGUUAUUCACGUUUUAAUCCACUGCAUUCUCAAUGAAAAACACUUUAAUCCGUACUAUGCCUUUGUGAUGGACAAAUUCUGUGGAUCACAUCGUACCUUCCAGCGUCAGCUGUUAUUUGCUCUGUGGGACAAAAUCCGUGAUCUGGCUACACUGAACCCAUCCCAACAGAAAAAUUUGGCCCAACUUUUGGCGCACGGACUGACCCAACGGACACUGCCCAUCACGGUGCUGAAGAAGACCAAUUUUGCCGAUAUGAAUGCCGCCCUGGUGGAGUUAUUGCGUACUGUCUUGGCGACGCUGCUUUUAUCGCCAUCCGAAAAAGAUAUGACGGACAUUUUCUCCACAUUGGCAGAGAAAAAGUACAAAGUGAUGCGGGAAAGCUUGCGCUUGUUUAUGCGGCAUUUUAUGGUUAGAAACGCGAGGAAAAUCUUGGUCGAUAAGCUGGCCAAGUUUUCCAAAGAGGACUUGAUGAAGCGGAUUGAUUUGGCUGAGAAAGCUUUACUGGGUACCAAUAAGUUGUGAUAAUUGUUGUUUGUGUUGUGAAAAAUGUACUGGCUAGUUCGGAAUUUAUCUGGAUAAAAUUGGAGAGCUUGUUAAUUACUUUGCGACACCG
This is a messenger RNA of Paramacrobiotus metropolitanus, 2940 nucleotides long. RefSeq names its product nucleolar MIF4G domain-containing protein 1-like. The record is from RefSeq and is a predicted model, not a curated record. The transcript is spliced from 10 exons. NCBI's taxonomy places the organism in Eukaryota, Metazoa, Tardigrada, Eutardigrada, Parachela, Macrobiotidae. Gene Ontology annotation, molecular function: protein binding; RNA binding. Gene Ontology annotation, cellular component: nucleolus. The coding region runs from base 261 to 2849 and encodes 862 amino acids. Gene Ontology annotation, biological process: ribosomal small subunit biogenesis.